ACCAUGCUUCCAUCCAAAAUAUGUAGCUUGUAGGAAGAUUUUGCAAAAUGAGUCUCUUCGGUCGUGAAGUACAGAAGCGGCAGUGCCACAAUGCUGUGUCCAACUCCCUCGCGUCCGUUGGGAGUCGCGAAAGGGAUUCUUCCCUAGCGAUGAAAACUUCUCACGAUCAACUUCACGGCUGUGUAAUCCUCAUUGGCUGCUCUUCAUAGCGCGCCAUCGUCACGACUUUUUUUCUAAGUAUCGAGAAAAUGAGGAUUCGACAAUGUAAGAAAACGAAAGCACAAAUCCACACACGAUACACGAUUUACGUGGUUCACUGAUUCAAUGUGUGUUAUCUAGUCCAUAGAAAGGAGAGAGUCCCGUGACUUUCGAUCAUAGCGACUGACAGUCCGAUUCAGGUCACAUCAAUAGCCAGUCCCAAAACCCACCUCCAGUCCUACCCACCUUUGCUCUACACUUUGUGCUUAACUUGUCAGUCCAAAUUGGUCAAAAACUCGCUAAGUUGUAUACUUCGUUGAAAAUUCAGCAUUGAACUGGGGUCUUGCAUUUGGCGUUCGUCCAUGGGGUAAGGAGGCGAUUAUUCUUUCAUAUUUGUCAUUUGAAGCAGGGAAGAGAAGAGGAAGGUUCAAAUAGGCUUUAGCAAAUGGCAAAACACAAGUCACCGCAGACCCAGAGAGAGAGGAAGGAAGGGAAGUCUUUUUCUUUUUCUUUUCCCCUUCUCCUCCUCCUGUAAAUAAAAGUCGUAUUGGUGAGAUCACGAGGAAAGCCAAGUUUUUCCAGUUCAAAAGUUUCGCUCACAUUACGAACCACCACCACCCGCGCGGCCUUUUUUUCUCCUUCCUUCCACCAAAACCCCAAGAAACGCAGACGACGAAACGGAGAGACGCGUAAGUAAAAGCCCACCGACACUCCCGCCCCUUUCCUCCUCCGUCGAUCUCUUUCUCCCCCGUCCUUCCUCGAUCCGCCUCUGAAUCUCCGCUCCGCCCGCCGCCGGACCUUCUUUUCUUCAAGUUUUCUUUUGGUGUAGCUUGGAGCGGGAAGUUCAGAAGUGAGUUAAAAGAGUAGUACUCGAGUAUGUCGACGGAGACUAGCACAGGCGAGCACAGCAUCAGAGGAACGCCGACUCACGGCGGUCGAUACGUCCAGUAUAAUGUGUACGGGAACCUCUUCGAGGUCUCCAGGAAGUACGUCCCUCCGAUUCGCCCCGUAGGUCGAGGUGCUUACGGUAUCGUCUGUGCUGCGAUGAAUUCAGAGACAAGAGAGGAAGUGGCCAUAAAGAAGAUUGGCAAUGCGUUUGACAACCGUAUAGAUGCCAAAAGGACCUUGCGAGAAAUUAAGCUUCUGCGGCACAUGGAUCAUGAGAAUAUUAUUGCCAUCAAAGACAUAAUUAGGCCUCCUCAAAAGGAGAACUUCAAUGAUGUUUACAUCGUUUACGAGUUGAUGGACACAGAUCUUCAUCAAAUUAUCCGCUCCAACCAAUCAUUGACAGAUGAUCAUUGUCGUUAUUUUCUGUAUCAAGUUCUGAGAGGACUCAAAUAUGUUCAUUCAGCGCAUGUUCUGCAUCGUGAUUUGAAGCCCAGCAACUUGCUUUUGAAUUCCAACUGCGACCUGAAGAUUGCAGACUUUGGGCUUGCCAGGACGACUUCAGAGACAGAUUUCAUGACCGAGUAUGUUGUUACUCGCUGGUAUCGAGCACCUGAGUUACUCCUUAAUUGUUCAGAGUACACCGCAGCUAUUGAUAUAUGGUCAGUGGGUUGCAUACUCGGCGAAAUCAUGACCCGUCAACCUUUGUUCCCUGGCAGAGACUAUGUUCAUCAGCUGAGACUUAUCACAGAGCUCAUAGGUUCCCCUGACGACAUGAGCCUGGGUUUCCUACGAAGUGAUAAUGCUCGAAGAUACGUGAGACAGCUUCCACAAUACCCUAAGCAAAAUUUUGCAGCUCGAUUCCCUAACUCAUCUGCUGGUGCUGUUGAUUUAUUAGAGAAGAUGCUUGUAUUUGAUCCAAACAGACGCAUAACAGUGGACGAGGCUCUAUGCCACCCGUACUUGGCACCUCUUCACGAUAUCAACGAGGAGCCAGUUUGUCCAAGGCCCUUCGUUUUCGAUUUUGAGCAGCCAUCAUUCACCGAGGAGAACAUAAAGGAGCUCAUCUGGAGAGAAUCUGCAAGAUUCAACCCAGACGCAUGAGAAAAUGUCGUGCGGCGGUGGUGGUAAUCGCACAAUACGGACAGCAGUUGUUAAUGAUUCUGGAUUAUGUUCCCAAGUACCCAUCAGUUGGCUCCCACUUUAACUCAGCAGGAUUGUUGUUUGUUGUGCAUGAAGAAGGUCGACCAUAAUUUGACUUGGUAUGCAGUAUCAUUGGUGUGUAUAAACUGACAUUGCGCCCGCGGUGCAACGGAGGAUGUAUCUGCAGGCAUUAGUUUCGUAGAAAGCCAAAGCUCCCUUUGCCUGUAGAAGAUUGUCUAUGCUUCUGAUGUAGAACAUGUUCCCAUGCGAAGUAGACAGCUAGUAACCUGCAACGAACUGUCUCAGAACGAGUGGCGGGGUUUUUGUGUAUUG
Linum trigynum is the source of this 2559-nucleotide messenger RNA. NCBI's taxonomy places the organism in Eukaryota, Viridiplantae, Streptophyta, Magnoliopsida, Malpighiales, Linaceae. The record is from the annotation of a GenBank genome assembly.